Fusarium vanettenii 77-13-4 is the source of this 867-nucleotide messenger RNA. RefSeq lists its product as uncharacterized. Bases 1 to 867 code for a protein of 288 amino acids. The record is from RefSeq and is a predicted model, not a curated record. Gene Ontology annotation, molecular function: oxidoreductase activity, acting on NAD(P)H, oxygen as acceptor. Gene Ontology annotation, cellular component: intracellular anatomical structure. NCBI's taxonomy places the organism in Eukaryota, Fungi, Ascomycota, Sordariomycetes, Hypocreales, Nectriaceae. The transcript is spliced from 2 exons.
AUGUCUCCCAGCGCGCUUGAGACUCCUACCACCGUUCCUACCAACGCCGCCGCCGAGACCUCUUCGACAUAUCUCAAUACACAGCCGGGCCCUGACCAUGACUGGAGAAUCACCUUGAAGGAUAAGGUUAUUGCUAUCACCGGUGCCAACAGGGGCAUCGGGCUAGGCAUCGCAGAGGUCUGUCUAGCCAACGACGCCGCUGCCGUCUUCAGUCUCGACCUCUUUGAGCCUGGGGACGAGUUCCUCGCUGUGCAAACCGCCAACCCCAAACGUUUCAGCUACAUCAACUGCGACGUCACCUCUGAGGAGAGCAUCACCUCGGCCAUCGACUCAAUCAUCUCUAAGCGAGGUGCCAUCCACGGCCUUGUUGCCAACGCUGGAAUGACAAAGCAUCAACCGGCGCUCGACUUUGAUCGCGCCCAGCUGGACAAGCUCUUCAACCUUAAUGUGUUUGGAGCCUACUUCUGCGCCACAGCUGCCGCACGGCGGUUCAUCGAGCUGGGUAUUAAGGGCUCCAUCGUCUUCACAGCAUCCAUGACUUCCUACCGCCCCAACCGUGCGGCACCAUCAGCUCCGUACGGGGCCACUAAAGGUGCUGUGCGAAACAUGACGCAUACUCUAGCCAUGGAGUGGGCCAAACACGGGAUCCGUGUCAACUCGAUCUCGCCUGGUUUCGUCAAGACAGCCAUGACAUACUUCGUGGACCAGACGCCAGAUUGGGGUCUCAAGAUGCAGUACUAUGGUGGAAUGCCGAGAUUGGCUGAUCCGAAGGAGCUCGGGGGUGCGUACGUGUACUUGCUCUCAGAUGGGGCUUCUUAUACGACUGGGAUCGAUAUCCCCGUUGCGGGUAUCGUAGGGGCUUGGUGA